ACUAUCGAUAGUGGCCAACCACCAUUAGAUAGAGCAAAACAAUGGAAUCAUUCGAUGGUAUCGAUAGUACCAUUGAUAGUUUUACAGCUUUAGUGCCGAUGUUUUUGGAAAAAAAUUGUGCAUUUGUUUACGCUUGGGCUGUGAAAAAUUGAAUUGGUUUCGCCAUGCUUAAACUACUUCCCAGCAGCUCAUUUGGAGGUAAUCCAAGCGCAAAAUGUGGAGAAAUCUACUGUCACAGCUCCACCGAAUUUACCAUAGUUUGUUCGCUCUGCGGCUUGAAAGCAUUCCACUAUGAGGACUUCUUGUUGCACUGCAAAAAUGUACACUUCGAAAAUGAUUUGUUGAGGACUGAGGAAGUCCUUCUCGAAGUGACACCUUACUUGGCAGCAAAUGUGAAAGAUGAGCUUUUAAUUGAAGAAAACAGCGAUGACGUUGAAUUCAUGGAAGUGAACGACUUUGACAUAUCUGAUGCUGAGGACGAAAAGGCUGGAUUACGCAUCAUGAAAUGGGAACAGAAACAGGCUUUGUUUGAGUCUCUGGAGACUGGGACGCAAAAUGACGAGGAGGAUAAUUAUGAUAGGGAUCAAGAUUUCUCACCAACUUCACAUAAAAAAAAGCUUAAAGAAAUUAAACGUGUUCGAACUGAAACAUACAAAUGUGAAAUAUGUUCUCGUACUUACAAAAGCAAACAUAAUUUACGCCUACAUUUGCAAAAAGCACAUAGUCCUGAAGGAGGAAAGACUUUAGCUAUACAAAUGCAAAAAUGCGAGGAAUGUGCGGAAGAAUUUAAAACAUUGCGUAGUUUGGAAGAUCAUUGCCUAACAGUGCAUGGAGGCAUGAAAUGUUCGCUUUGUGAAAGGAGAUUAACGUCAAGGACAAAUCAGUUAAGGCACAUUGAAACUCACACGCACGGAACAGAGCGGAGAUUUGCCUGCGAUUACGAAAACUGUACGAAACGCUUCUUUACACGUCGACAAUAUCAAGCUCAUAAGCGCAUCCACACCAGAGCCAAGAACUUCAUUUGUGAUAUUUGUGGCUAUUCCUGUCGAGUGCCUGAAAUGCUUAAGGUACAUUAUCGUUCACAUACAGGAGAAAAGCCAUACGCUUGUGAGGAAUGUGGAAAACGUUUUAUAUCUAAAUCGGCAGUCAGAGAGCACAAAGUAACGCAUGGUACAGAACGUCCACAUGUGUGCAAAGUAUGCGAUCGUUCAUUUGCUCAUGCAAAAUCUCUCUAUCACCAUAAGUUCUUGCAUCUAGAAGAGAAGAAAUUCAAAUGUAAGGUUUGUGGACAAGCAUAUGCGCAGCUAGCGGGAUUGGCUGGGCAUAUGAGACGACACCGCGAAGAUGGUGAAUGUUGAAUAGAUAUCCAAGUUAUUAAGGAAAACUUCUUUAUAUUUAUUUUAUGAAGUAAACUCUUUCUAUUUAAAACACACAGCACAGUCAUCGGAUAAUGAUAAUUAUAAUGCCUUAAAAAUAUAAAAUGUUACGGAUUAAAAAUAAAAAUAAUGGUCGGAAUAGUUGUUCUGAGAACUUGCAUUACA
Messenger RNA from Rhagoletis pomonella (apple maggot), 1541 nucleotides. Its product is annotated as zinc finger protein 91-like. The record is from RefSeq and is a predicted model, not a curated record. The transcript has 2 exons. Gene Ontology annotation, biological process: regulation of transcription by RNA polymerase II. Gene Ontology annotation, molecular function: DNA-binding transcription factor activity; RNA polymerase II cis-regulatory region sequence-specific DNA binding. NCBI's taxonomy places the organism in Eukaryota, Metazoa, Arthropoda, Insecta, Diptera, Tephritidae. The coding region runs from base 165 to 1358 and encodes 397 amino acids.